This is a messenger RNA of Piliocolobus tephrosceles (Ugandan red Colobus), 429 nucleotides long. Its product is annotated as pleckstrin homology domain-containing family B member 2. The record is from RefSeq and is a predicted model, not a curated record. NCBI's taxonomy places the organism in Eukaryota, Metazoa, Chordata, Mammalia, Primates, Cercopithecidae. The transcript has 2 exons.
AUGAUGAGCAGACUCGGCAGAGUGUUGAGGAUAAGGUCCACAUACAAGUGGAAUGCCUCAGCAUCCCCACCGGGCAGGAAUUCCAGGACAAACACAGCCUAUGUGGGCUCCACUGUCAUGACUCAUGAGACACCCGUGGUUUCCUCCCCUCCACCACACAUGACCUAUGCUGCUCCGGCCACUGAGGAAUAGGGCCGUGAGCCAUACAGUGGUAUGUGCCCGCCAGGAACUCACACUGUCUAUGCUGCUAAUGGACAGGCGUAUGCUGCGCCCUGCCAGGACUCCUAUGCAGGACUUGAUGGACAGCAGCCUGCUAACCAAGUCAUCAUUCAAGAGUGAUAUCCAGACAAUGACAGUGACCUGGCCCUGGGCAUGUUGGUGGGAGUGGCUAUGGUCAUGGCCUUAGGGUCUCUGUUCUGGGUCUUUUAG